GUGAUACCCGUUCCCUUAGGAGAAAACUCCGAACUGUGCAAAAGUUGAACGGAUUCGUCAUUGAAUUAUUUUCAGGUACAAAUUCGCGUUAAAACCGUUUUGCCUGGAAGCAAAAACGCUAGCAGUUUGUGGCGGAAGUGCUGCGCAUUGCGCGUGUGAUAUUUGCAGUAACCGGAAGCGGUUAGAAGCACCCGAAAUCCGGGUUCGAAAUUAGUUAAAUUGACUUCAUUCGCCUUUUUUUUCUAGUGCGUGGAGUGUUGGAAGAAAGAAGAAGCACAAGUACAGGACAGCUGAGAAGAAGAAAAAGAACAAGCGAAGCGAAAAAAAGAUCUAUCAUUGUGUGCAGUGGUGGUGAAAUCCCAAGCCCUGCAAGUUCAUUUCGGUCACAAUCGAUAGGAAGAAGAUUCGCGGAACGCGUCAGUUUCCGUGUUCCCCAAGAGAGGCACUAGUAAAGUGUGGACUCUAUAUAACUAGAGAAUAGAGACUAGUAAAAAUUAUAGUGCGGUUCCAAGUAUUUUUUUGGCUGAACAUUCACAUUAACCUCACAGGAACGCAGAAGACAAAAACCAUACGAACGCUGGUAGUAAUAUGAGUAAUGCUAUUAACCAAAAUGGUACAGGUCUAGAGCAGCAGUUUGCUGGUCUGGACUUGCAGCAGCAGCAACAGUGCGAGCAAGAUUCGGGUAAUUUGAAAUCUACCGCUACGCGUUACGUUCCACCUCAGCUUAGAAGUGGCCGAGGAGGUGGUGGUGGCGGUGGUGGCGGUCCUGAGAACGAUAAUCAAUCCGGCCGUGGAGGUUACGACCGCGGCGGCCGUGGUGGCGACGAUUAUUCCGGCGGAAGAGAUUCGUCCUCGAGAUACGGUGACCGUGAUCGUGGGGAUUAUUACGGUAACAGGGGUGGAGACUUCAACCGUAAUCGUGGUGGCGGUGGACGCUACCAAAACGAUCGAAGAGAUAACUACAACCGUGGUGGCGGUGGCGGUUACAAUCGUGGACCUCCACCAGAACAUGCUCCAGAGCAAGAUCUACAGAAACCGCAGGAUGAAUACCAGCAAAACGGCGCCGAGCCUCUCGUCGACGAACCAUUUGUCGAUAAUGUUGAGCAACCAAGAGGUGGUGGUAACUGGAAUAACGCUCCUCGCGGUGGUCGCGGAGGAGAUUUCCGUGAUCGGCCAAUGGAUAGUCGUCCGCCGCAGAACGACAGAUGGCAAGAACCGUCGUCGAACGGAGCGGACAAUAGAGGCGGAUACGGUGGAGGUGGCUACGGAGGUAACCGCGGAGGCAGAGACGAUCGCGGACCGGGUAUGGGUGGACGCUGGAACGACCGCGCCAGAGGAGACGUCGACUAUACGCAGCUUACCGACCGUGAUGAGCGUUUGGAAGGUGAGCUCUUCCAACACGGUAACACCGGUAUCAAUUUCAGCAAGUACGAAGAUAUUCCCGUGGAGGCGACGGGUGAUACCGUGCCACAGCACAUCAACACCUUCGAUGACAUUGAGCUGACAGAGAUCAUCGAUAAUAAUAUAAAACUAGCGCGCUACGAUGUACCAACACCGGUCCAAAAGUACGCCAUCCCUAUUAUUAUGUCUGGGCGUGAUCUGAUGGCUUGUGCCCAGACUGGAUCCGGCAAGACAGCCGCUUUCCUGGUUCCCAUUCUGAAUCAAAUGUACAAGCAUGGGGUUGCCCCUCCACCGCAAAAUCGUCCAUUCAAUCGUCGCAAGCAGUAUCCACUUGGUUUGGUGUUGGCUCCAACUCGUGAGCUAGCCACGCAAAUCUUCGAAGAAUCUAAGAAAUUCUGCUAUCGCUCGCGCAUGCGUCCUGCCGUCCUGUACGGUGGUAACAAUACUCAGGAGCAAAUGCGUGAACUUGAUCGUGGCUGUCAUCUGAUUGUCGCUACUCCGGGACGUCUGGAAGAUAUGAUUAUGCGUGGUAAAGUUGGACUCGACAAUAUUCGCUUCCUCGUUCUUGACGAGGCCGAUCGUAUGCUGGACAUGGGAUUCGAGCCGCAAAUUCGUCGUAUCGUUGAAGAUAGCAAGAUGCCACCGACCGGAGAGCGCCAAACACUGAUGUUCUCCGCUACGUUCCCGAAAGCGAUCCAAGAGCUAGCUAGUGAUUUCCUUCACAAUUACAUCUUUUUGGCCGUCGGUCGUGUCGGAUCCACUUCGGUCAACAUCACUCAGUCGAUCUUCUGGGUAGAUGAAACCGACAAGCGCUCCCAUUUGCUGGACUUACUUUCGAACAUCAAGGCACAGAAUGAUGGCGAAGAAAAAGACUGUCUAACGCUAAUCUUUGUGGAAACCAAGAAAUCCGCCGAUUCGUUGGAAGAAUUCCUGUUCAACUACAACCACCCGGUCACCAGCAUCCAUGGUGAUCGUACGCAGAAGGAACGCGAGGAUGCACUCAAGUGCUUCCGUUCUGGACGUUGCCCUGUUUUGGUUGCAACUGCCGUAGCAGCUCGUGGUUUAGAUAUUCCGAACGUCAAACAUGUCAUCAAUUUCGAUUUGCCAGCAGAAAUCGAAGAGUAUGUCCACCGUAUCGGUCGUACCGGCCGUAUGGGUAAUCUAGGUAUCGCGACAAGCUUCUUCAACGACAAGAACCGCAACGUGGCCACCGGACUAGUUCGGCUACUGGUGGAAACAUCGCAGGAGGUUCCAGGAUUCCUGGAAGAUAUGACCAAUGACCGCUCGUGGGGUGGCCGCGGCCGUGGAGGUGGUCGCAACCAACGCUAUGGUGGAACGACCUCUUCCUUCGGCUCCAGGGAUUACCGUCAGCAGAACCAAAACCGUGGCAAUACUCGUGAUCAACGCGGUGGCGGCGGAGGCAGCGGUGCUGGUGGUCGCGGCGGUGGUUAUGGCGGCGGUGGCGGAAGUGGUGGAUACGGUCGCGAUGAAGGAACCUACUAUCGCAACGGCGGUGGUGGUGGUGGCGGCGGCGGCGGCGGCGGUGGCGGUGGUGGUGGCAGCUAUGGCGGAAGCUACAGCACCGGCGGUGGCGCUAGCGAUUGGUGGAACGAGUAAGGUAACAAUUUCCGCGUCGGAGAACCGGGAAUUACAUUUCCAACUUGCUAAUGGAAAAACAAAACAAAAAAAAUACGAAUUCACAAACACAACAUCUUUAAACAUACAUAGUACACUGCAGAUAUGAAUGAACCCACUCUAAAUUAACGUUACAAGCCAACAAAAGAAGAAAAUAAGGAAUGGUUUACUUCAGAGCAAAAGAGAAGAGAAAGUUUCAUCCCGACAGCCAACUACGGUCCUGAAUUUCGUUUUACUCUUUUCAAGCGCGGACUAAAAGGAACAGCAGAUAUACAAAGAAAGGCACAGGCCCUCCACAUUUUCGAAAGGGCGUAUAAAGUUAGGAAAACAUAUUAUUUAUAUUGAUCUUAUUAACCAACACACAUCUGAACACGAUUUUAAACACCUUACAACAACAGGCUCGCUUAGAUACAUACAGAUCGCAACAUGGAUAGCAAACAGCAAAUCUAUAGAGCAUUCUUUAAUACACAUACUUGCAAAUAUAUCCAGCAGCAAAUACAAAAUCCCAAGGUCAAAUGAAAAGUUACAUUUUGGAGAAAAAAAAACAUCAAUUUAAAAUAAUAAAAAAAAAAGCUAAAUAGGGGUUACCUUCGCGGAAAUUCUGCCGAUCGCUUCUUCCAAACCGUUGAUUCUACUCCGGACGGGUUAACACGAACUCCGAGAACUGUGAAGAAAAAAUGGGGCGCACGCGGUGAUACAAACACACACAAAGUACUAUUAAAAACGAAAAGAAGUGAUAUAGUGCAGAACAGAAAGGACUGUCUGAAAACAUCAGAAUUAGGAAGUAUAAAAAAAAAUUGGUAGAAUUGGCUAGCCAUCAAUUCGAAGCAGAACAUGAAGACAGAAAA
Ochlerotatus camptorhynchus is the source of this 3884-nucleotide messenger RNA. RefSeq names its product ATP-dependent RNA helicase bel (gene bel). The record is from RefSeq and is a predicted model, not a curated record. Gene Ontology annotation, biological process: cell differentiation; gamete generation. The transcript is spliced from 3 exons. NCBI's taxonomy places the organism in Eukaryota, Metazoa, Arthropoda, Insecta, Diptera, Culicidae. Gene Ontology annotation, molecular function: ATP binding; RNA helicase activity; RNA binding. The coding region runs from base 589 to 3018 and encodes 809 amino acids. Gene Ontology annotation, cellular component: P granule; nucleus.